CGCACACAAACCCCCUGUGACGCCAACCACUCCGCGGCUGGAGUGCAUGACUGCAUGUUUUUUUGAGGCGGUAUAAUCUGAAAGCAGACAUAUUAUGGAGCGGUGGAUCUGUUGAUGGAGAUGCGACGGUGCAUGAAGAAAAGCUGGUCUCGGCGGCGGUCUGAAUUAUGAUCGGCGGUAAACGAGCAGAGGAACACGGCGAGGGAAUUCUGACUCAACAUAAUCCAUCUGGACACCGGGGUGGGAGGAGAUGAGGACCAUGAUGGCUUCGAUGAAAGCAGCGUUAUUCGUGUGUAUUCACUGGGUGCUCCAGCACGCUUUGUGCCGUGACGUGACUCUCCCCAUCGGACCCCUCUACCGUGUCGCUGGCUUCCCCCUCUCCCUGCCCUGUGGUGUGUCAGGAUAUGAAGGCCCACGUACACAAGACUUUGAGUGGUUUCUAUACAGGGAUGAUGCCGGUGGAAGGCAGAUGGGGGUGGUGUCCACCAGGGACAAGGGCUUCCCUUAUACCCCCUUCCAGACACGUGUGAAGAGUGGGGAGGUAAGAGUGGAGCGGGAUUCAGGGGACAAGGUCCGGCUGAUUAUCCAAAGGCUCCGGCCUGAUGACCAAGGAAAAUACGAGUGCUACACUCCCAGCACAGACAGCACCUACCAAGGGAACUACAGUGCCAUGGUAACUGUCAAAGUGAUCCCCGACACUCUCCAGGUCAGCUAUUCCCGCUCGCUCACCGGUCAACCUGUGCCAGAGGGGGCUUCAUUAACCCUAACAUGCUCAGCCAGCAUCCAAUCAGAGCAGCUCACCCAUCUGUCCAUCACAUUUGGGAAGCGUGGCGGUGGAGAGGGAUCGCUGAGUGGAGCUGGAGGAGAGGUCAGCACUGUUAGAGAGAUUAUCUCCAUUGACAGGCUUCUCGGGGUCGUUCCUGGACGUUUCUACAAGAGCCGCUACGAUGACGGAGAGAUCACUCUGGAGAAGAAGAAUGGCGAGGGCGGGCAGGGUGUGUAUGUGAUGAAGAUGACAGCAGUGCAGCCAGAUGACACCGGCUCGUAUUUCUGCGAGGCCUCGCAGUGGAUUCUGGACCUUGAUCGAUCGUGGCAGAAGAUUGCACAGCGGACGCUGGAUAUUGGCAAUUUGACUGUUCAGCAACUAGCGGAGUCUCUGCGUGUAACAUCCUCGCCCAAAGGGGAGGUUACUCUGCAGAUCGGUUCCCCUCUCAUUCUCACCUGUGAGAUUUUGGGGCUGCCGUCUGAAGUAAACUCAGGCCUGCUUGUUCAGUGGAUGAAAAGGGGAUCCAUAAGCAGCGAUUCAGUUGGGACCGGAGGAGUCGAGGUGGAGGUGGCCCAGAUGAGCCCGAAUGGUAUUGUGAGCUGGGGGGAUGACCUCAGUAGAGCUAGUGGUGGGUCUAUGGAGAAAAUAGCAGAGGGAAAGUACUCUCUGAAGCUCUUCUCAGCUCAGCCUGCCGACUCAGGGGUGUAUCGGUGUGUGGUGAGCGUGUUCGCUGGAAGAAGAAACCCUGGACAGUCUGUGCCUGCAACACUCACCCAGAGGUCAGAGGGAGUCACCGUCAACUUAAAGACAAAAGAUGUCCUGGUUACAGCUGUGACUCAGCUCCCUCGUGGUCCUUUGUUGAAAAGAGGCAGCACCAUCACGCUAAUCUGCAACACCACCGUGACCACCACAGGCCCUGCCCUGGCUCAGGUGCACUGGCUGCGCUGGCCAAUCCCUGAAGCAGUUUUCAAGAAGGCACCCGAUGUUACUCCACUAAAACCUCCUGUUCCUACACUGAUAGCUUCUCUAAUGUACAACGGCAUUUCAAAUAUCUACAUCAACGGCAGUGAGAUUAGCAUCGACCGGCUGUCAGCUAAUAGCUACAGACUCAGGGUUCACAUGGCAACGGUGGAUGAUCAAGGCAUGUAUGCCUGUCAUGCUGAAGUGUGGGGACAGGACCCGCAUGGAGGCUGGUACAAGACAGGGGCCAAAGCAGAGUCAAAUGCAGUGAAUGUUUACUUGUAUGCCAGAGCUGCUGACCUCCUCCUCAUCCCUUUGGUGGUUGGCGUCUCUUCAGCCUUGUUUGUCGGCAUUGUCAUCAUCGCAACAGUAACUUGCUGCUUCAUGAAGCGCCUGGCGAGGCAGCGUGCUCAAAAGUAGGCGUCCGCAGCCGUCUGAAAUCUGAUUGUUCACGAAGUGGCGACGCAGGGAAAAAAGCAAAUGGACCAUAAAAUAACUCCAAGAAGAAACUAAGUAGAAAAUAACUUUUGUCACCUUUUUUGGUUGUUUUUCUGUGUUCUGACCUACAUGUUUAACGAUUAAUGCCAAAAUAUUCAGUUUUGUACUUUCUUGUAUUUUUAUAUCUGAAGCAUAUUUUCUUGAUAGGCAUAGCGUGCUAGUCUUUUGCCGCCCCUCUCCAUUCUUCUAGCGGGCCUGAAUCGCAGUCUCACUGCAGUCUCACGUGUGAGGAAGCUAACUGUGAAAGUGUUAUUUCUUUAUAGCCAACUUACCCCCACAUAUUGUUACAGCAGGAUUGUACCACAUGCUACUUAACGCAUCAGAUGUUUUCUGUGAUGCUGGAUAUUUUGGUUACCCUACACUGACUCACGUUGCAAGUUCCCCAUGAGCAAAGAGCAUUCUGUGUUUCCACAAAUUGUUUUUGAUACUGUUCCAGUUGUUCCUUCCUCGGAGUGAGUGUUCUUCUUUUUAUACAGAAACCAACAAUGUCUAAAUGUAAAUGCAUGGUUAAAGGCACUGCCACAGACGGUCACAUGAUUGCUGAUGGGAGCAAUUUAGCCUGCAGGAGCUUAAUACAAGCGGGGACGUUCCAGCAGCACUCUGCAUGUAAACAAAGUCUCUGUCUGUUACUUAAUAAGGAAGCUGCUGGCUGGGGACUUUCGUGUGCUUUCCAGUCGAGUACUUCAUACUUGGGGUUUUCUUUUCAGGCUAAUAGAUUUUUAUAGAUUUGACAGAAAAUGUAAGAUAUACCCAUUGUGCACUGGGCUGAAAUGUGUAAAUACUCUGAGGUUUAGCUGUUUUAUUUUCUUAAUGCAUUAAGAUUGUGUCGUUGCACCAUGUUUCUUUGGCAAGCACCUGUGUUUUAAGAUUCUCUGCAGCAGUCUGCUCUGCUCUUUUAAAGCACUUGGAGAAAAAUAGGGCUGGCACCAAAGCUCCUUGGUAUUGUUUUUUUUUUUUUUUUUAACUUGAUUUUCUUUCAGCUGAAAAGUAAUUUCUUUGCCAUUUUUCUUUCUUUUUGUGGGAUUAAUGGCUUCUAAGCUCCUGUUAAGUGACUGAGAUAAAAAAAAAAAACUGAAAAAGAAUUCCCUGAUUGUUACACUGAGUAACAGGAAAACUGUUGUGUUGUUUCACGCCAUUUAGGAGUCUUAUCCCCGAGGUGAUAGGAGUGCAGUGCAGUCAUAUGACUAGACAAUGUAGUAAAAUCUUGCUAUAGUUGUCAUUGUAGUUAUCAUGUGGUUCAGCUCAUACAUGUCUGCCACUAAGACUUACUGAGUGUAGCUGCCGCUGCUAACCCACAGAAAUGUGUUGGACAGAUUUACUGUGUCUGUGCGCUUAAAAUGAGUGAAAUCUAUCCUCCUCUUCCUGUUGAAAGUAACACUUAAAAAAAUAGUUUGGUCACGCAAGCGCGCCUGCAUUGUGUGAUCAUGUAAGGAUAGCUGCAUGUUCACUGAAAAGAGGAGGAAAGCAACAUUUGUUAUACUUGUGGCGCUCUCAUUAAAAUGAUUUUAGAUCAGUUUUCUCACUUUUCUAAAUUUGAUUGCCCUGCAUGAUUUUUCAGUUUAUCUUAACUUUCUGUCAUUGUUGGAAUCUCUGGAUCUCCCUAACCCCUUAUUAUAAAUGUUGAUCACAAACAUUUGGGAAUAAAAUCACAGCUCUGCUUCCUUCCUGAACCACUUUGUUCCAGAUCAACUGCUCAAAGCUGAUUUGUUCCCCCCACAUACCCACCCACCACACGACUACACUCAUGCGCACACACACACAGACCCACGUGCACACCCUAGCAGCAGCAGGAUAGUGUUGGCUGGCUGGUAUUUCAAAUGGAAGAAAGUGAGUAUCUGCGUGUUCAUCUCUAAUCCCGGUUUAUGGCAGCAGUGUGUCCUGCUGCCCUUCCCCCACCCUGUGUUUGACAGUCAGUCACAUUCGAUUCAUUUCUAUCUGUGUUCCCCAAGAAUUGCAGCCAGCUGUAAGCAGUGUUGCGCAUCGUGUGCAGAAUAUCAAAACUUCUGUUUAAGUUGUGUUUUUGUUGGCAGUUGUAUUAAACCCUUUCAUUAAGGUGUUAUGUUUUGUUUGGAUUGUUCACUCAUGCUUUAAUACCACUGUUCCUGAAUGCAUUUUGCUGCCAAUUAAAUAUAUGAAGGCAGUUUUUUUUUUCUUCUCACUUUGCUUCUUAUGGUGCUUUGGCAGAUCUGCCAGUUGGUAAAACCAAUAAAUCACUCUGGGUCACCUUGCCUAUUGUA
Molecule: messenger RNA, 4461 nt
Organism: Archocentrus centrarchus (flier cichlid)
Lineage: Eukaryota; Metazoa; Chordata; Actinopteri; Cichliformes; Cichlidae
Gene: igsf8
Product: immunoglobulin superfamily, member 8
Exons: 8
Coding region: 251-2146 (631 amino acids)
Cellular component (GO): membrane
Source: RefSeq, a predicted model, not a curated record